AUGUACUACGCCGGGCCCAUUCAGCUGCGGACUAGUAGGGGACGUGGCCAGCGCUCGUACAAGGCAUUUGUCGCCGUGUUUGUUUGCCUGACCACUCGAGCGGUCCAUCUCGAGGCGGUAUCGGAUUACACCGCCGACGUGUUCCUGGCCGCUUUACUGACUGCGGGACAAACUUCGUCGGCGCCGACGCCCAGUUGCGGGCCUUCUUCACCGAGGGCAGCCGGGAGCUGCGCCGGAUCGUCGGACGACUGGCGACGGAGCAGAUUCAGGAGGUUCAAUCCUCUCUCGGCACCGCACUUCGGCGGUAUUUGGGAGGCUGCGGUGAAAUCACUGAAACACCACCUGGGGCGAGUCCUGGGUGACUCCACCUUGACCUUCGAGGAGAUGAGCACCCUCCUCGCUCAGGUGAAAGCGUGCCUAAAUUCUCGCCCGCUCCAGGCGUUGUCCGACGAUCCCGAGGACUUGUCGGUCUUGAUUCCCGGCCACUUCCUGGUGCGGGGACCGCUGACGGCCUUGCCUAAACCAUCACUGACAGAGCUGCCUGUCUGA
This is a messenger RNA of Solenopsis invicta (red fire ant), 549 nucleotides long. RefSeq lists its product as uncharacterized. Gene Ontology annotation, molecular function: nucleic acid binding. The transcript is spliced from 2 exons. Bases 1 to 549 code for a protein of 182 amino acids. The record is from RefSeq and is a predicted model, not a curated record. NCBI's taxonomy places the organism in Eukaryota, Metazoa, Arthropoda, Insecta, Hymenoptera, Formicidae.